Monosiga brevicollis MX1 is the source of this 1236-nucleotide messenger RNA. RefSeq lists its product as uncharacterized. NCBI's taxonomy places the organism in Eukaryota, Choanoflagellata, Craspedida, Salpingoecidae. The coding region runs from base 46 to 1125 and encodes 359 amino acids. Gene Ontology annotation, cellular component: cytoplasm. Gene Ontology annotation, biological process: phosphatidylethanolamine biosynthetic process. The record is from RefSeq and is a predicted model, not a curated record. Gene Ontology annotation, molecular function: ethanolamine-phosphate cytidylyltransferase activity. The transcript has 12 exons.
UCCUCUUGGAAGCCCCCCCCCCCGUAUCCAUCAACAAGCAUAGCCAUGGCCGAAGCCAGCCCCAAGGCAGCCAAGCGACAGCCCACCCGGGUGUAUGCCGAUGGUUGCUUCGACCUCAUGCACUUUGGUCAUGCCAAUGCUCUCCGCCAAGCCAAGGCCCUCGGUGACAUCCUCGUCGUCGGCAUUCACAAUGACGAAGACAUUGAGAAGAACAAGGGUCCUCCAGUCUUGACCCAAGAAGAGCGUUACAAGCUUGUCAAAGCCGUCAAAUGGGUCGACGAAGUCGUCACUGACGCCCCAUACACCUUCAACCUCGACUUCCUGGAACAGAACAACUGUGACUUUGUCGUGCACGGUGAUGACAUUACCACCAACGCCGAUGGCGAAGAUGCCUACCACAUUGCCAAAAAGUCUGGUCGCUACAAAGAGUACCAGCGCACUCAAGGUGUCUCGACGACCGACAUUGUCGGCCGCAUGCUGCUGAUGACUCGCACCCACCACCAACAAGACGAUGGUGACGCCAAGCUCUCCACCAGCAAGCUCUCAGCCAGUGAUAGCCCCUACACUGGCACCUCCCAGCUGCUGGCCAACAGCAAGCGCAUUGUCCAAUUCUCCACUCAACGCGAACCCAAGGACACGGACGUCAUUGGCUACAUGCCCGGCGCCUUUGAUCUCUUGCACACGGGCCACGUGGCCGCUCUCGAGGCUGCCCGGCAACAGUGUGACUACCUGAUUGUCGGCCUUCACACCGAUCGCACCGUCAACCGCAACCACGGCUCCAACUACCCCAUCAUGAACCUCCAGGAGCGCACCCUCUCCAUCCUUGCUUGCCGUUACGUGGAUGACGUUGUUAUUGGUGCUCCUGAAGCCAUCACUGAGGAACUGCUCGACUACUUCAAGAUUACCAAAGUGUUCCAUGGCUCCACUGGCGUGCUCAAGCCCUCGGGCGCUGAUCCGUAUCAGGUUGCCAUUGACCGCGGCAUCUUUGUGCACGUGGAGAGCCACUCAGAUCUCACCACCGAGAUUAUUGUUGACCGUAUCAUCAAGAACCGCUUGAACUUUGCGCAACGCAAUGCAAAGAAGACGCAACGAGAGGUUGAUCGCAUCUUGCGCGGUGAAGUCUAAGCAUCUCUUUCUCCGCAAAAUCUUGAUACACCUGUCGCCGUCUCGUCUUGCCCCCUUUUCGAAUAAAUGUCGCUUGCCAGAACACUGAUUCAAAAUUGAUGUUUCCAGUUG